Messenger RNA from Lampris incognitus (smalleye Pacific opah), 7667 nucleotides. RefSeq names its product epidermal growth factor receptor a (erythroblastic leukemia viral (v-erb-b) oncogene homolog, avian) (gene egfra). Gene Ontology annotation, cellular component: signaling receptor complex; basal plasma membrane. Gene Ontology annotation, molecular function: epidermal growth factor binding; ATP binding; epidermal growth factor receptor activity. The transcript is spliced from 28 exons. Bases 2019 to 5606 code for a protein of 1195 amino acids. Gene Ontology annotation, biological process: cell differentiation; positive regulation of kinase activity; negative regulation of apoptotic process. The record is from RefSeq and is a predicted model, not a curated record. NCBI's taxonomy places the organism in Eukaryota, Metazoa, Chordata, Actinopteri, Lampriformes, Lampridae.
UGGAUUUCAUAAUAACACCGAUCACUUUAUUAUUAGAGCUGGGCGAUACAUUGACUUUUUAUGUUAUCUCGAUAUAUUUUCAAACAAGAUACUAUAGGAUGAGACAACACCAUUUAUAUCGAUAUAGUUUGAUGUUGCGUUAAAAUACGUAACCCAUUUCUUAACACUAGAAUGACGGGAUUCCACUCCUACCUGAAACGACCAUGGAUGGUCAAAUUGACAGCCGGUUUUAAACUAUAUUCUGUCAAGAUAUAUACCCACUUGAGAUAUUAAUGCACUGCAUAUGUUAGUAUGUCUGUUAGGAAACAACUGACACCAAAAUUAACAUUUUAACAACUAUAAUACUAUUUUUAAACAAUUUAAACUUCAGAAAGUGAAAGCAUUUGUGAUCAUUAUACAGCAAUAUCUGAUCUUCUCGCUGAUGGUCUCAUUUGCUUAUUGCGAUCAUGUAGCAUGCCUAUAUACUACACAGUAGACCGGUUAAGUUUUACACACUUGAACUGCUUUAAUCACCCUUCCAUGCUAUGUCACAACCGAGGUCGCCACUUGUAUACAUCAUAAGUACUCGCCUGUAAGUUAAAGUGAUCGCAACAUAACUCUACAUUCCCCUCUUCUAGAUGUAACACAAAAUACAUUACAGCAACACAAACAACAGCUAUGUUGCAUAAUUUAAGUGGUACAGAUCCCUGGACACAACAGCAUGAGUGGGGUACAGCACAUAACAGGAACCUGACAAACUCACACGCCAGAAAAAGAUGAGAUGACAUGUGUAACUAAUAAGGUACAGAAUAACCAACAAGGAAACUCCGUAAUCAAUCACUCGAAGAACAAUAUUUCUCGUAGUGCACACAUUAGUUAUAUCAGUCACUGGGCUAAGUGGUGAUGUAUUCCCAAUAAUGCUGGUUGGGGUGGCUGACUCUUCCUCAGCAAGUCAUCACAGGUUGUCUACCACCUGAAUCACUUGAGGUGAUUUCUGGUGUGGCAAUGGACGGUGUGGGUGGUGCGGUGUCAGAGCAGACAGCUCCUCUAUCAGGUGCUGCUGAAGUGGGAAUUUGUGGCAGGUCAUCCUCAGAGAUGGCCGGUGGGGGUUCAUCAACUCAGAGAAGGUGUCACCGAUUUCUGAUGUAGCUGGUUCCUUGGGAUGCUAUUAUGUAGCUGUUAGGCUGUGGGGCUGGGCCCUCUACUCUUGUUAACCUGUCAAAACCACGCGCAGUCUGCACCCUGACGGUUUGACCUGGACUUAAUGCAGGGAGGUGCUGGGCAUUGCGGUCAUGUUAUGCUUUCCCCCUCAUCCUCUUUUUUGUGACAGUGGCUUUCACGUUAGUGCGGACAGCUGGCUGGAGCAUGGCUUUGGUCACUGGUAUGAAUGUUCUGGUCCGCCUGGACAUAAGGCGCCGAGCGGGACCCUGAGAGCAGGAUAAGCGGUUCGGAUAAUGGAUAAAAGAUUUUUUGAGGGAGUUGUUCCUUAUCCGAUGCAAGGGUCAAAGGUCAGGGUGUUGUUUUGCUGUAAAGCCCACUGAGGCAAAUUUGUAAAUUGUGAUAAUGGGCUAUACAAAUAAAAAUGACUUAACCUCUGAACUCUUCUGAACACGAGGUUCUCCUGGACACGGGCACGAAGUCAGUGUGUACAUCUUAUGCACUGCAAAUGAUAAACGUUGCUCUUCGAAAUGUCUCAGCGCCCCGCAGACCUUAAAUGCACCCCACCUGAGAAGAUGCAGCGAACCUCCCAUCCUCCCUGGAGAUGACGUCACGCCAUCCAACGCUCCCUCGCCGUAGACUUGGGCGCCCCGUGCUGCAGGCGGAGGAUCUAUGCUGCGGGAGGGAGGAGGAGGAGGAGCUGUCAAAGUUGGAGCGUCCGGGAGAGCGAGAAAAGUUGAUCACCUUACGAAAAGUCCAACGUGUCGGUUUGCAUACGGCGGAAUAUCGCGCUUUUGCUCGGCAUGGAAUGACGCGCGUCCACUCGCUCCGGGGAAGAAAAAGAAAUAAACAAAAAUAAACAAAAGGGCUUUGAAAACGCAAUGGCAGCACAGUUCAAAAUCUGGAUCUCUCUCACCUCCUUGCUCUCGCUGGGUUCGUGUGUCCUGCCGGAAAAGAAAGUAUGCCAGGGCAUCACCAACAGAUUCAACCUGCUGGGCACCAGAGAGGACCACUAUCUGAACAUGCUGAAGACCUACAGCAACUGCACCGUGGUCCUGGAGAAUCUGGAGGUCACCUACAUGGAGGACCACCAUGACCUGUCCUUCCUCAGGUCUAUUCAGGAAGUGGGCGGCUAUGUGCUGAUCGCCCUCAACACAGCCCCCCGAAUUCCCCUGGACAACCUGCGGAUUAUCCGAGGCCAUUCCCUGUAUGAUGGAGGCUUUGCCCUCGCUGUGGUACUCAAUUACAACAAAACCAUGGGUCGGGGCACUGUCGAGCUUCCUCUGACCAGCCUGACAGAAAUUCUUAAAGGAGGGGUUCGGUUCUCAGGGAACCAGCUGUGUAAUGUGGAGACAAUCCAGUGGUAUGACAUUGUGAAUGCCGACACCAAACCCAACAUGGAGUUCCCUGAGCCCAGCAAAAACCUACACUGUAAAAAAUGUCACUCAAGUUGCUUCAAUGGUUCUUGCUGGGCCCCCGGUCCCCAGAAAUGUCAGACUUUGACCAAGCUUAACUGUGCCCAGCAGUGCUCCAAGCGAUGCAAGGGUCCUUCACCGAGCGACUGCUGUAAUGAGCACUGUGCUGCUGGCUGCACCGGACCCAGGCCCUCUGACUGUCUGGCCUGUCGGGACUUCCAGGACGAUGGUACCUGCAAGGACUCCUGCCCAGGCCUCAUGCGUUAUGACCCCAACCUGCACCAGCUUGUGCCCAAUCCAGAUGGGAAGUACAACUUUGGGGCCACCUGUGUCAAGACCUGCCCACAUAACUAUGUAGUGACGGACCACGGAGCGUGCGUGCGGACAUGCAGUGGUAAUACAUAUGAGGUGGACGAAGGAGGGGUCAGGAAGUGCACCAGAUGUGAAGGCCUGUGCCCAAAAGUUUGCAAUGGCCUUGGAAUGGGGAAUCUGGCCAAUAUCAUGUCUAUUAAUGCCUCAAACAUUGACUCCUUUAAAAAUUGCACCAAAAUCAAUGGCAACAUCGCUAUCAUCUACACGUCUAUUCACGGGGACCUGUUUACCAAAACGCCCAAGAUGGACCCUGCCCAGCUAAAUGUGUUUAGGACGGUUAAAGAAAUUACUGGGUUUUUAUUGAUUCAAACAUGGCCAGAGAACAUGACCUCACUCAGUCCCUUUGAGAAUCUAGAGAUCAUCCGUGGACGGACCAAACGUGGUAGCCAUAGCCUGGCUAUUACCAGUCUGGGCAUCAACCACUUGGGCCUUCGCUCCCUGAAAGAGAUUAGCGAUGGAGACGUGAUCAUCACCAUGAACUCCAACCUCUGCUACACCAAGAAACGCCACUGGAAGGGCCUUUUCAAAUCGGAGAGCCAAACUGUCAAGAUGGACGGAAACACGGAUGCUGCCACCUGCGCAAAGCAAAACAACACUUGUGACAGGAAGUGUACGAAGGACGGCUGCUGGGGCCCCGGCCCGGCAAUGUGUUUCGCCUGCCGGGACUACAGCCGGGAUGGGAACUGUGUUGACUCCUGCAACAUCCUGGAAGGAGAACCACGGGAGGCAGUAGUGAAUCAAACGUGUGUGGCGUGUAACCCUGAAUGUCAGCCACUUAAUGGGACCGCGACUUGCAGUGCACUUGGUCCUGGACAUUGUACGAAGUGUGCCAAUUUCCGAGAUGGACUGUUCUGCGUGUCUCGUUGUCCUCGGGGCGUGCCAGGGAAGGAUGACACUCUCGUCUGGAAAUACGCUGACAAAUUGAAAGUUUGCCAGCUGUGCCACAAAAACUGCACCCAAGGAUGCACUGGCCCAGGUCUGAACGGCUGCCAAAAAAGCCCAUCCGGUCUGUCCAUGAUCGCAGCCGGUGUGGUCGGCGGUCUGCUCGCUGUCCUCAUCGCAGGCCUGUCUGUGUUUGUGUUGCUACGACGACGCCACAUCAAGAGGAAAAGGACCAUGCGUAGAUUCCUCCAGGAGAGAGAGCUGGUUGAACCUUUGACUCCGAGUGGAGAAGCACCAAACCAGGCUCUGCUGCGGAUCCUGAAGGAGACCGAGUUUAAGAAGAUCAAAGUGCUGGGAUCAGGGGCUUUCGGUACAGUUUACAAGGGCCUGUGGGUUCCAGAGGGAGAGGAUGUGAAGAUCCCUGUGGCCAUCAAGGUUUUAAGGGAGGCCACGUCACCCAAAGCAAACAAGGAGAUCUUGGACGAGGCAUAUGUGAUGGCCAGUGUGGACCACCCCCACGUGUGUCGUCUGCUGGGCAUCUGCCUGACCUCCACGGUGCAGCUGGUCACCCAGCUGAUGCCCUACGGCUGCCUACUGGACUACGUCCGGGAGAACAAAGACAACAUUGGCUCCCAGUAUCUGCUCAACUGGUGUAUGCAGAUAGCAAAGGGUAUGAACUACUUAGAGGAGCGCCACUUGGUGCACCGCGACCUGGCGGCCAGGAACGUCCUGGUGAAGACACCUCAGCAUGUCAAGAUCACCGACUUUGGUCUGGCCAAGCUCCUCAAUGCCGACGAAAAGGAGUACCAUGCAGAUGGAGGAAAGGUACCAAUAAAAUGGAUGGCUCUUGAAUCUAUCCUUAACAGGACAUACACACACCAGAGUGAUGUAUGGAGCUAUGGUGUAACAGUUUGGGAGCUCAUGACCUUUGGUACCAAGCCCUAUGACGGUAUCCCAGCCAGUGAAAUAGCUGGCGUCCUGGAAAAAGGGGAUCGGCUGCCUCAGCCACCUAUCUGCACCAUAGAUGUUUACAUGAUCAUGGUGAAAUGUUGGAUGAUUGAUGCAGACAGCAGGCCCCGUUUCCGGGAACUAAUCUCUGAGUUUACGAAGAUGGCGCGGGAUCCUCCCCGUUACCUCGUCAUCCAGGGGGAUGACCGCAUGCACCUGCCAAGUCCCACGGACUCCAAAUUCUACCGCAGCCUGAUCAGCGGGGAGGACAUGGAGGACGCUGUGGAUGCCGAUGAGUACCUGGUGCCCCAACAUGGCUUCUUCAGCAGCCCCAGCACCUCUCACACCCCGCUCCUCCAGUCCGUGAGCCUGAACAGUAGCAUUGGAACGUGCCACAGCAGAAAUGGCUUAUUGAACGGCUUCCCGUGCAGAGAAGGGAGCAUGGUUCUUCGUUACAUCCCUGACCCCACAGACAAAUUUUUGGACCAGGCCUUCCAACCAGUUCCAGACUACAUGAACCAGAACGGAGUCUCAGACGUAAUGAACCCCAUCUACCAGCACCCAGGGCCCCCCCGCAGCAUCCUCCCCACCAUCUCAUCCGACGACACGGAGACGGAGUACCUGAACUGCUUUAAGAAUGAGGCCAUGGGACCCGAGUACCUCAACGAAAUCCAGUCCCCUGCUAUCCUCUCGCCCACCACCAAUGGUACUGUGCAAAGCAGCCAGAAAUAUCAGCCUCAGAAUAGCAUAGACAACCCUGACUACCAACAGGAUUUCACCCCAACCUUUAAGACCCACGCCAAUGGACACAUCCCAGCAGCCGAGAAUGCAGAGUACCUGGGCCCAGACUGAGGACUUGUGAAGACACCACUGCCCCGACCCCUAGGGUGGAAGGAUAUGCUUACAGACGUAAGAAGAGCCCAUUUUCUUCUCCAGAAAAACAGAGCAUUGAUGUGUCGGUUCGAAAAGGACUGCUAGCGGUACUGUGAACUGCUUUCCAUGUUUAACACCCAUCUAAAGGAGCCCAGUGACAUACUGCGCAGCUUUCCAUGUCUUUGGUGGGCUGUUGUACUCGUCACACAAAGUUUGUCUUGUUCCUAAAAAUGGUUUCAUAUCAGACUGCAAAGGACUUUAUUAUGGAGAAAGCCCCGGGAAAGGUGACCUGUCACAAAUGAUAAGGUGGAACUGAGAAUUACCCUUCCAAGUACACUCCAACAAAACGGCGUAGCAGCUCUUAGUGAUAUUUAGUCUUAAUGUCGUGCACAAAAUGCUGUGAUCUGAAUGUAUUGGUGGAGGAAAACUACGAGAGGAUUUAAAGCCUCCAUUUCGUGAAUAAAUGUUCAAUUGCAAAGAAAUUGACAAAAAGUGGCAGCUCAUCCCAAAACACAAUAUACAGUAGAGUACAUAUGUUGUGGAAUUAGUCAACAAAAAACAAGCAGUAUUGAUAGGUUUGUGUGUAAAGGGUUGAGAGCUGUACUUAGGAGUUACAAACAUAGACCCACUGUAGGAGGGCUUUAGAUGUGGCACCCCAGGACCUCUUCAAAACUUUAUUAUGUGUCAAGAAGCUGGAAUGGAACUUUUCAGAUUCAAAUGCUGGUCGGACUCUUGCGGUCUUCCGAGACCUGACGAUACUCGCCCUGAAGGGUGGGUCAAUGAGGAAACGGUUGGAUCUAGUGUUGUAAUGUAAGGCUGGUGUAAAGGGGAAUACUGCUGAAUUUCAGCCGUUUAAAUAUGCUAUUUUAAUUCUUGUUAAGAUUCACUACUGUCUUCUAUAGCUUGAAACAAGAGACGAAAGUCUGUCUGCCCCCUGAUAUGUCACAUGGAUUCAAUUCUAGUACAAUUCUAUUAAGAGGAAAUUGUCAAUAAGGCAAAUUAUGAAGUAUUCAGAAUGAGUCUUUGGGAGAAAAUGGUGCAUUUUUGCCAAACAGUUGUAUGAGCAUACAAAGCUGGUCUUUCAUUCAUUGCCCAUGCUACGACUCUGUUUCGCAUCACUGCGGCAUCACAAAUUAGGCUGUGCAGACACAAGGAACAUCUCUACAGCAGUGCCAGUUUUUCCAUUUGAUUGCUGUCGAUGAUGAUUAUGUGCUUGCGUGUCCCUGAAAGCGCUUGCAGCUCAACAUUUUUUUUUCUUAAGUACUCUGACAGCCAGUGUAAGCUACACAGAAAAAUGUUUAAAGCUAUUUAACUUUUUGUAAAAGACCGCUGAGCUUCAAUAAACUGCCUGACUUCCCCAUAGCCCCAUAGUAUGGAGUCACCACCAGCGCCUCCGUCGUGCGUCUUUUCAGGCGUGCUUGCACGGACGCAGAGACUCAGAAUUGUGUGGCAAAUACCGAUUAGACUGUCCCGGUCCGUAUGAAUAACCUGUUUAAAUUCUUAAUUAAAAUGUCACCACCACCCCGGGCACGCUGUGUUACAGAAAGAAGCUGUUUUGAUGGCUCACUGCAUGUUGGAAACAGAAAAAUGAACUUUUCUCCUGUUGGUAUUCCAAUGUAUUUACAUUGUCACGACGAGAUCCCGUGAUCACCUGGCUGUUUUCUUUAAUGUAACCAUAUCUGAUGGUUUUUACAAGGUUUUUAAGUAAGGACACUACACCCAUAGAUCCGCUCAUAGCUUAAAAGUCUUGUCGUCUCGCAAGAACAUUAUCUUUGAAUACAAAUAUGUUUCCUAGUUUUAAAGGAAUAUUCUAUAGUAGCAACUUGUGAGUGUACAUAAGUACGCUCAGGUUUUACACAGGUACAUGUACAGCAAAGAGUGAUUAUGCUGUGUACAAUAUACCCAAAAGUCACCUAUAAUUUAUCCUAUCAGUACAUGGUUUUGCCACUUUAUACCUGAAUGUGCACUUAUUCCUGAUUAUUAAUUAUUUCAUUCUAAAGUGAACAUAAAUAAAAUUGUGUCUUUUUAUAUUGAGCGACA